CAAUAUUGACGGUUACAUACGUCCACAUGAAUGAAUUGUUUUGACUUAUAUCUCUCGAUCGGUGCCUCUAAUUUUCAUAUUAUCUAGAAAGUGUUUUGUGAUAACGCGCGACCAUAUAUCGAGGAAAAAGCCAAAAUCUCUUUAAUUUUACAGCUUAAAUGUUAUCAAAGCGCCAAUUUGCAAGGGACAAAUUUGCAAGUGUUUCGUGAUAAACUCCAAAGUCAACCAUGCCGAAGAAGGAGAGUCACACCCGGCCGGAGCUCUUCCACCACUCAUCUUAAUCUUUUUCAAACAAUGCUUCUCCUAAGUGCACUAUAAAAACAACGGAAGAUGUAAUUAAAGGGAAACAACAAGCAAAAAAGCAAGGAAGAGAGGAGAGAAAGAAAGAAAAAUGAUGAUGAUGAUGAAGAGGAAGCUAGUGGUUCUGGCCGCGACGUUACUAAUCAUGGCGGCGCGUCCCUCGGACGCGUUCCCGUCGACGGUUUACAUCGAGAACUGGAUGACGACCGACCGGGCGCUGUCGGCGCACUGUCGGUCAAGGGACAGCGACAUCGGGGAGCACAGCCUGCCCAUGGGCGCCCAUCUCGAGUGGAGUUUCGAGCUUGACAUGUUCGACCGGACGCUGUUCUGGUGCGACCUGGCGGCGGCCGGCGAGUGGCUUCGUUUCGACGCGUACAAAGGGAAGGACAGCCACAAGCUGGGUUCUUUUGCUCAUUACGUUGUCAAGGACGACGGGGUUUACUUGCUGGAUGGGGAGAACGAGCAACUGAAGGGGCAGUGGAACCGCUGAUUACUGAGAGUAUACUCUGGCUAUGCCACUGGCCGUCGUGUCAUGAACCAGUUGAUCCCAAUAACUCGAGUUGUUGGGAGAGGUUCAAUCGUGGAUCAUAUACUACAACACUAACACGCCCCCUCAAACGAAAGCCACUCACAAGGGCUUGAAGUUUGCACAGGUCCGAAGACAAGAAUACCAUGUGCUUAACAAAUAGGGGUCACCGGGAAUCGAACACAAGACCUCUCGGUCACAGAAGGCUCUGAUACCAUGUCAUGAACCAGUUGAUCCCAAUAACUCGAGUUGUUGGGAGAGGUUCAAUCGUGGAUCAUAUACUACAACACUAACACGUCGGACCCAUGUUGAAUAAAAUCCUGGCUAUGUUACUAGUCGUCGGUCGAUAUUGUGCCGUAUACUUUACGCUUUACUGGCAUGUUUUUCUACUUGGAUCUUGUUUUGUAUCCAGUAGUGCGAUGCGUUGUUCUGAAUUGAUCACAUCUUUCUGUUUAUGCGAGAAAUUUUACAAUGUUAUAUAGCAUUGGUGCUAUAAGAUUUUGCCUUAUGGUACAACUUAAAAUUGUACAUUUACGUUAUGGUACAACUUCAGAUUGUACCUAUACUUUUUGUACAAAUUCUUUUAUGGUACAAUUUGAACUUGUACUUUUAUGUGAUGUUACAACUUCAAGUUGUAAAGUUGUACCAUAACAUAGUGGUACAAAUUGCUUUAUGAUACGUACAAACUAAACUUAUACAUUUAAUGUUAUGGUACAACUUUAAGUUGUACAUUAAAGCAUCAAUACUAUAUAGCAUAGUAGAAGUGCUCAUGUUUAUGCUGUGUUUUCAUAGUUUGUAGAUGUGUUUUUGUUUGAAAGUGGGGAAGACACUAAAUUAGAAAUUAGUAAACUCAAAACAAAUAAUAAUAUUAAUGAGAGACACAGUUUGUUUUUUUUUUUAACUAGUGAACAUAUGUGGUGAUGGGUUUGAGUAUGAUAAAUUGCGUACAUAUAUUUUUAUUUCCUAAUCCCGAUUCAAUCCCGGGACCUACCCUCAUACACGAGAAAAGUUUUAUUUUGUCGAGACGAGUCACAACACAUAAUUCACAUAUUGUGAAGUUCAUUCACGUCAUCACGUAAUUCGAUGUUUAUUCAUGUAGGAACUAUGAUUAUUCAUGUAAAUUGAACCACAAAGUGUAUUGGUCAGAUUUUAUGAAUUUUCUCUCUUAAUUUCUUCCUACUUAUUAAACUCCAAGUUAGACG
Molecule: messenger RNA, 2028 nt
Organism: Linum trigynum
Lineage: Eukaryota; Viridiplantae; Streptophyta; Magnoliopsida; Malpighiales; Linaceae
Source: the annotation of a GenBank genome assembly